Molecule: messenger RNA, 7268 nt
Organism: Ictidomys tridecemlineatus (thirteen-lined ground squirrel)
Lineage: Eukaryota; Metazoa; Chordata; Mammalia; Rodentia; Sciuridae
Product: KIAA2012 ortholog
Source: RefSeq, a predicted model, not a curated record
AACCUCUGCCACAAUGAAAAGGAUGGUGCUGUGGCCCAGAUCUGUAGAUGCACACAGCCAGUAACAGAGCAACCAGAACCAAGGGACAACAAGGGCUCCCGCAGAGGACAGAGAGGUUGUCCAGAGAGUAUACAAUCCGGGGCUUGAGGAGUCUGGGCAGGCAGUUUGUUUUUCUCUGCACAAAGAUGCACACUGUCUAAACUGUGUGGCUGGUUGUUACUAAGAAGCUGCUGUAAGAGGGAAAAAUGUAUUUAAUAAAAGGCCCAGUGUUUGUGGUCUUCUUGUGCUUGCUGCUGAGCUUCGGAAAUCUUGAGGUGUGACCAGUUUUCAGCCUUCAAAACCAAGAUGAACUGCCCCUGAGAAGGGUGGUCAGAGGGGAAACAUGUUUAAGCUCUCUCUCCUGAGCCGGGGACACGGGAAGUUGGUCCAGAACAAACAGAAGUUGGAGGUCUAUUUUGAACCAGAGGAUUACUUGAACUGGAAGUCCCCAGAAGACUAUGUCCUGGUCAGCAAACCUCAGAAUGAGGAGGAUGCCAACCAGCAUUCUUGGAACCUCUUUCUUCCUAAGACUUUUAGCACACGAAAGGGUGCCCUGAUCCUCUACUCAGAAGGGCUAGCCAUCUCAGCAUGGACCCACAAAGAGAGGAGAAAGGGCUCCUGCUGCCUCAAAGGUCACAAGAAGGGCCUGGAUCUUGAACUUCGUACCCUUCAGGAUCUCAAAGAAGCUGUCCUGGCAUAUGGAAGGAAGCAGAUGGAGCAGGACAGAGCCUGGCAACCGUACCUGUACUUCCGAAGUCAGCCAGACAGCCAGGCCCAAAGAAAGAUCCAACCUGGGUAUUCAGCUAAGAGAUACCUCCGAGGCCUCUUGCGGACUUGGCCCCCUGACACCAUGUACAGGUUCCAAUGUGCAGGACACAUCAAGGAUUCUGUGCUGCUUCAGGAAAGUCAACUUAAUGUGCCAAAGAGUCUCAGGCCACAACAGGAUCUUUCAGGUGUGCCCCCAAAAUACCAUCUCCUGCCUGUCUUCCCUCCAUUUUGGAUUCAACAAGAAAAACCUUUUGAACAAGGUCAAUGGGGCCUGGAUGAAGAGGAAGCUGGGGCUGGUGGACACAUGAACCAGGACUCUGUAGCCAAGAACCGCAGUAGUCGAGAGACUCACUUGCUGCCACGUAGGAAGCAGCCCUGGCAGGAAGAGAAAACCCCAGCAAAGGACACAUCAGUGGAGGAUCACCUUCAUAUACAUGCUUCAGAGGAAAGCCACAAUGAAAAGACACAGCAAACCUCCAAGAAGGCCCUUGGGCAUGCCUACAUCAGUCAUUCCUGGCUCCUGAGUGACAAAUCCCACAUGACAUUUUAUGGAGGUGCCUUCCCCAAUAGGAAGGCUGAUCUCAGUGACAAACAAGGAAAUAUGAAAUGGCACAGGGCCAGAGGCAGCCACUUGCCACAGGAGCUUCCUGCUGCAAGGUGCCUUCUCCCUCCAAUAACAUCUGCCAUUGGCUCAGAACAAAACACCCCUGGGGAAGCAAAGAAAAAAAAGGCGCCAAAGGCUUUGAAAUUACCUCCCAUUUCAGAAGAACCACCCAGAGUCCCCAACCCCCUGAGGAGGCAAUUUAAAGCUAAUGAACCCCCAACAGAGCUCUUCAUCAUCCCAAUGGAGAUUCAUUUCCACACCAAACACCCCCCAAAAGAAAAAGCCUGCAAAAGAGGUGCUCCAUGCCCUGAGUCAGAACCAGAAACAGAAGAGGCCAGGCCUUUAUGGAGGCCUCCCCUGAAGCAUGCGUCAUUACAAAGGCCAAUGGCCAUAACUGUGCAUCUCCCAGUGGACACAGGCAGGGACACGCCCUCUCCAUCAGGUAGCUCCUCCCUCCCUCCAGCAUCCCACAGGAAUCUCACCCUGAAGGAACGCAAGGCAAGACACACAAAGGGCCUCAGCCAAGAAAAAGAAGGCUGGAAGGGAGAUGACAGUGUUCUGUCCCUGAAUGUGAAACCACCACUGGACCUUCCACCCCUGAUUAGAGAAAGGAAACGGCGGGAGAGCCAGGGGGACCGGGAUAGCCUCCACACAUCAAGCCGCAGCAGCCCCACAGGCACUCCAAAUGUGAGGACACUGGCAACAGGACAAGUCUAUGAAUCUGCCUAUUCAAACAUCAGCCAUGAAGAGGAAGGAUCCAGUAUCCAGCAAGUCCUGCAAACAAACACUGAAUCUGGAACCAAUCUUCGCAUGAAUCUUUAUGAACUUUCACCUUUGACCCAAACAACAGAGAAGCAGGGAGACCCGCAGUCCUUGGAGGCAGCAGCUCAGAAGACGGGAGAACCUCAAAGUUGUAUAAAUAAAGGGCUGAUUUGUUCAAACGGAAAAGAAUUUUACACACGCAAGCUGCACAUCGACAUGACGCCGUUCCUGAAGGAAAGUGGAGAUGAACUGGACUCUCAUGAAGAACCAGGAGGAUCCCUCAGAGAAAAUGAUGAAGACAGCCAAGACCCAGAGCGAAGGAGUGUAACUGACCCCAGCAGUGCUUCUCUGGCUGAACAUAUCCAGACCCCUGAGGCAGAUUCUAUGAAAAACAUAGGCAGCAAUUAUGAGGCACAGCACCUGUACAGAGGACUUCCAGGAAGUAGGCCUGAGUCUCCAGAGAAGACCGGUGCUGUGGAUAUAUCUCUUCUAAGAGAAAGAGAAGGGAAGAUUGGACCAAGAUUAUUCAACCAGGAGGCACCAGCCAGCAUCAGCAAUGAGAGGGAGUUGAUCGACAAGUCCAAGAGAAAGAAAAGAAUCAAGACAGAUAAGACCAAAGCACCCAAGAAGGGGAAUGAAGGAAUUGUCCCUGGAGAAGCAAAGGCUAUUUUAGGCAAGUCAAAGGACUCAAUGUCUGAAAAGAAAUCAGAGCUAAUUCCCAAAGAAAAAAAAGCAGGAGCCAAAAGGAAAAGGCCACAGAAGGAAAGGAAUGUGGAGAUGGCAGCAGAGCUGAGUGGGCCUGAUGACAUCCCAGAUAGAGGUUUCUUCCCUUCACACUCCGAUGUGGAGGAUCAUUGGCUUUCUCCCAGACAUGAUGCUCCGGAGAGCCAAGUUUCUAUAGAUGGAAGAUCAUCACAAACCCAGACCAUGGCUGUCACUGGAAAUGUGGAAUCAAAAGAAGAGAGAAGCUGUGAAGACCCUUCAGAGGCCCUCACUAAGAGGGAGCAGCAGAAGGCUUCCCAGGACAGGCUGCGAGCAGAGAGGGCUGAGAUGAGGCGAUUGGAGGUGGAGAGGAAGAGAAGGGAGCAGGAACAGCAGAGCCGGCUCCAGCAGGAGGAGCUGGAGAGAGCAGAGAAGAUGAAGGAGGAGCUGGAGCUGGAACUGCAGAGCCGCAGAGAGGAGAACCGCUUGAGGCGGCAGAGACUGGAAGAAGAACGGCGGCGGCAGGAAGAGGUGGAGAGAAAGCAGCGGCUCCAGUUGCAAGCAGCACAGGAGAGAGCCAGGCAGCAGCAAGAGGAAUUCCGGAGGAAACUGCAAGAACUACAGAGAAAAAAGCAGCAAGAGGAAGCUGAGAGAGCUGAGGCAGAGAAGCAAAGGCAGAAGGAACUGGAAAUGCAGUUAGCAGAAGAACAAAAACGCCUGAUGGAAAUGGCUGAAGAGGAACGACUGGAGUACCAGAGGCAGAAACAGGAAGCAGAAGAGAAGGCUCAGGCAGAGGCUGAGGAGAGAAGGCAGAAGGAAGAGGAAGCAGCUAAGCUGGCUUUGGAGGAAGCCAUGAAACAAGAUCAGGAACAAGCCAGGCAAAAAGCUGCUUUGGAAAAACAUCUUCAUUUCCAUCAAGAACUCCAGAAGGAAGCCAGAGGCCUGCUGUGGACACAGAACAUUUCCAGACCAUGGGUUUACUCUUAUUUCCAGUUCCUAGAAAUACCCAGGCCAUAAGGAUAAAAGAAAGCUUUAAAAAAUUUUCGGCGGACACAACAUCUUUGUAUGUGGUGCUGAGGAUUGAACCCUGGCCACACGCAUGCCAGGCGAGCGCGCUACCACUUUAGCCACAUCCCCAGCCCUGACAAAUGCUUUAUAAAUUUGAAGUUGAACUACUCAACUAACCUUAAUGAGUACUCUAACCAUAACAAUCAUAUUCAGUUUUCAAAAUACUAUUAGUUAUUAUUUAAGUAACAUUUUAUUCAAAGUGUUUCAUUAUAAUCAUCUAUGUUUGCAUUAUCCACCAGCAGCACACCAUGUCUAUCAAGGGCAUGAAAUGGUUAAGGUACCCACUGCUAAUAACAUGCUCGAGUAAUAGCUAGAGCUUAACUGUUUUAUGAUAUAUAAUACACAUAAUUAUGAAUUUUAAUACACAACCAGCUCAUCAUAUUCUCCUGCAGCCCCCAUCUACAGUUGCUAAGAUCAGUAAACAUUAGCAGGGAUCUAUAAAGAACAUCGCUAAUGCUAUCAAGACAGAAAAAAACACAAUUUAUGUGUUAAAGAUAAGUACAAAUUCUGUUACUGAAAAAUUGAGUCCAAAUGUCAUUCUCUAGAAUCUGGGCUGGUCUCAAGGAUUUGAUUGAGCAAGAGAAUACUGAAGUAACUUCCAAAGCUGGUCCCAGAAGCCUUACUAUUUCCACUCAGGUUAUCUUGAAACACACUCUUUAUAAGCACUUGACCUGCCAUAAAUCUGAAUACCCAGGGGUCUAGCUCCACUCAGAGAGGCUAUGACACUCUGUGAAGAGCAGAAUUCCACCCUACUCUACCUCCCUGAAGGCAUCUUAGGCCUUAUAUACCUCCCAGCUGAGGCCCCACACACCAAGGAGCAGAGAUGAAUCUAACCCACAGAGCUAAAAUGAUCAAAAUAAAAGAUUGUUUUAAGUCACUAAAUUUUGAGGUAGUUUGUUCGGAAGCAACAGAUAACUAGAAUUAUAUAAAGAUUCCAAAUACUCGUCUAGAGAUCAAUCAUUUAAUCAAUAUCUCUUUCUGGGGUGGGGGUAGGGUAAUUCAGUUACAGAGAAGCACUGUCAAAUAACAGACCUGAAUUGAGGAGCUUAGGUCCAAGAUAAUGAUGCUUUUUUCUUUUCUUAUUCUUUUUUUUUUUUUUGCUCUUUUUGGUACUAGGGAUUGAACCCAGGGGCACUUAACCACUGAGCCACAUCCCCAGUCCUUUUUUUUUAUAUUUUAUAUUUUGUUUAGCGACAAUGUCUUGCUGAGGUGCAUAAAGCCUUGCAGCUGGGACACAGGCAUGUGCCACCAUGCCCAGCCCAAGAUGCCUUUGAUGGUGAUUAUCAUUAAAAAAAAGAAAAGAAAAAAAGAAAGAAACUAGAAAAUAAGAAAGAAGGGAAGUUUUGUACAGAUUAAAUGAUAGUUUGAUAUUAAGCUUCUAUAUGAGUGCUUGGUUUUGUUGUAAAGUGAAAUUAGGCAAAAGGAGAAUACCAGUCAGACUGCUGUCACUGGUUACAUGACAGUGCCUUACCCUCUUUAGGAGAUUAUGUACCCAUGAUGAGAGCUAUGGGCUCUUUCUCCCUUUAAAAAAAAAAAGUGCACAAAACACUCCACACAGCUCAGUGGAUUUUUAGCCCUCAGAGUCCAUGGCCCUUAGGUUUAGAACCUGUUUCAGACAAUAAUGGUCCACAAAUCCACCAGAAGAUAAUAGGAUUGUUAAAACUAUAAAAAUAUUUUUACUCAAAUUAAAAAAAAAUUAAUUUAUCAAUGGAGAACCCAGCAAUUUAAGUUUUAUGUGGAUCUAAUGUCCACUUAUUUUAACCUGAAAUUAUUAUUCUAUUUCAUUAUCUUAGCACCAAACAAUAAAAUUCUGGGUUGCCUCAGAAAAUAAAAAAAUUUUUGGUGGUGCUAGGCAAGAGUCUACCACAUCAUUCUAAGGUUGUCUUCUGGGAACAGUGGUUCAGUUAUCUUACUCUUCACAUUACACAGUAGUAAUAUGGACAUUUUUGCUCUCAAAAGAUUCUUGAAGGUAUGGAUUCAUUUUCAUAUCUUGUUAAAUCUUUAGCACCCAACACUGAAUAUGUACUGGGCCCUAAUUAUUAAUGAUGCUAGUCAAUCAGCCUGGAGCAAGACUCCUCAAACAUUUUGGUCUCUGAAACCCACAAAACUAUUGUUUUUAAAAAAAAGAUUAUAUUUAUUGACAUUUAUGAUAUUAAACAAUGAAACUGAGAAAUAUUUAAAAUAUUUAUUAAUUCAUUAUAAAAUAAGAAUAAACCCAUUAUUUAACAAAUAACAUUUUAUUAAUAAUAUUUUCCAAAACAAAAUUAGUGAGAAAAGUAGCACCUUCACAUUUUUGCAAAUCUCUGUAACGUCUGGCUGGAUAUUCUACGUGCUUCCAUAUUUCAAUCUGUUGUGAUAUCACAAGUCAAGUUAGUUUCUAGAAAGCUUCAUAACACCCAUGGAAGAAUAAGAAUAAACAAACACACACUGUCUUAAUAUUAAUAUGAAAAUAGUUUUGGCCUCACAGAUCCUAUGAAAACAAUCUCUCUGCAUCCUAUGUCCUCUAUUUCUUUCUUCACAGCCUUUUUAAAUUAUCUGACUUCAAACUGGAGCAAAAAUAAUUCUACAAUUUAUUUUUUUCUGCAUAUUAUUCUUUAUCAGGCUAUCAUAAAUUUCAACAUGCCUUCUAGCUACUUCUGAGCAUCAAAAUGAAACUGAGCAUUUAUAGCUGUUCUUCCUUCCCUGGUUACCAAGUAAACAACUGUCUAGAGAGGUACUUAUAAUACCAUUUCCAUACUAACUUGGGAAUUAACCUAGAUUAUCACUAAGUAAAUCCACCCAAAACUAAUCUAGAUUAUGGUUAAGCUUUAAAUACAGAAGUGUACAUUUUUUGCAAUAGUACAAAUCAACAAAAACCUCACUUGAUUUCACCAUGUGGUACAAAACUGGGUUAAAAACCAAAGGAAUAAGUGUGUAAAUUAUUUUAAAGUUCAAGUACAUUUUGGCGUUACAUAUAAGUUUUCUGAAUAAUUAUCACAAAACAAGUAAAAGGUCAAAAAUACUUUUAAAACUCAAAGUCUUCUGAGCAAAACAUUACGAGGACCAGAUCAAAACUCUGAAUUAAAAACUAACCAUAAACAUAGUUAACUAGAACAGGUUGAGGAAAAACAACUUUAGGCAAAAUCAAUCACUGCUGACUGAAUGCAAAUCCCAAGCAAAGUCUUGAGAACAACGUUGAGCUGAAGCACUCUGCCAUUAACAGGCAGGGUUUUGCAAAUGUUCUGGAACUACUCUACAAGUACAAAGUUUUCCUAUCGUUUUCCUCAAAAGUAUCAAUAUUCUGCAGGUUAAUGCUCAGAUAAAAAGCUUUUGGUUGCUCCAACAA